Capronia epimyces CBS 606.96 is the source of this 1695-nucleotide messenger RNA. RefSeq lists its product as uncharacterized. Bases 1 to 1695 code for a protein of 564 amino acids. Gene Ontology annotation, molecular function: transmembrane transporter activity. The record is from RefSeq and is a predicted model, not a curated record. NCBI's taxonomy places the organism in Eukaryota, Fungi, Ascomycota, Eurotiomycetes, Chaetothyriales, Herpotrichiellaceae. Gene Ontology annotation, biological process: transmembrane transport. The transcript has 5 exons. Gene Ontology annotation, cellular component: membrane.
AUGUCGCCCAAAAGCCCCAGCGAGACGGCGGGAGACAGCGAGUCCCAGCCGGAACGCCGAACUUCUCUGCUUGUCGACCCAACGCUUGCCAGUGAAGAAGAUGCAGCCGUUCUGGCAAAGAUGGGAUACAAACAGGAACUUCGACGCAACUUCAGCAUGAUAGAAGUCUUUGGAAUCGCCUUUGCAAUCAUGGGUCUCCUGCCCUCUAUUGCCAGUACGCUGUCGUACUCGAUCCCCGCUGGUCCAGUCGGUCUUGUCUGGGGUUGGUUCCUUGCCUCGGCCUGUAUCUUCGUCGUUGGCCUUGCCAUGGCAGAUCUGGGAUCCAGUAUGCCCACCAGUGGCGGCCUCUACUAUUGGACUCACUACUAUGCCUCGCCGAAGUGGAGGAACCCUCUGAGCUUUCUCGUCGGCUACAGCAACACGCUCGGACUAGUGGGGGGGCUCUGUUCCAUCGAUUACGGUUUCUCGUUGAUGUUUCUGUCAAUCAUCGUCAUUUCUCGAGACGGCAACUGGUCUCCCAGCAACGGCGUCAUCUACGCCACCUUCCUUGCUACAGUUGCCUGCCACGGCCUGAUCGCGUCGACCAUGGCCCGCAUCAUGGGAAAGAUGCAAACCGUCUUUGUGGCGAUGAACUUUAUUCUAAUCUUCGCCACAAUCAUAGCUCUCCCAAUAGGGGCGAAUCACCGCAACAGCGCGUCUUAUAUCUUCACCCACGUCGAGAAUCUUACCACUUGGCCAACAGGAUGGGGUUUCAUGUUGGCCUGGUUGUCGCCUAUUUGGACCAUCGGCGGGUUCGAUUCGGCGGUCCAUAUCUCCGAGGAGGCUGCCAAUGCUACCCGAGCUGUCCCGUUUGGCAUCUUGUUCUCCAUCGGGUCAUGCUGGCUCUUUGGUUGGAUCUGCUGCAUUGUGAUCGCGGCGUGCAUGUCCCAGGACCUGGACCACCUUCUUUCAUCGCCCUUUGGUCAACCCAUGGCGCAGAUUUACUAUGACGCACUUGGCAAGAAUGGGGCCAUGGGGUUCAUGGCUCUCCUUAUGAUUGUUCAAUUCCUGAUGGGUAUUUCAAUCCUGGUGGCCGCCUCGCGUCAAUCGUGGGCGUUCUCGCGUGACGGAGCCUUGCCAUUUUCCAAAUUCUUCCGACCCAUCUCCAAGCGGUUUGGAUACAUUCCGCUUCGAACAACAAUCGGAUGCGCCGUUUUGGCAGCUGUGUUAGGACUACUGUGCUUGAUCGCUCCAGCUGCUGCCUCGGCCCUCUUUUCUCUGGCAGUAGCUGGCAACAACCUUGCGUGGGGGACUCCGAUCUUUUGCCGUCUUGUCUGGGGACAGAAGAAAUUCAGCCCGGGGCCGAUAUACACGGGCAAAAGAGCCUCGACUCCUAUUGCCUGGGCGGCGAUCGUGUUCCUCAUCUUUGGUAUCCUGCUGUCCAUGUUCCCAGUGGGUGGCCCCAACCCCGACGCUGAGAGCAUGAACUAUACAUGUGUCAUCAAUUCGGCAGUGUGGGGAGGUGCAUUGCUCUACUAUUUCAUCGACGCGCGAAAGUGGUUCCGGGGGCCACAGAUCACCCUCGAUCUAAACCAACUGACAGAGGAGCAAGCCGCGGCUUUGCGGGCGGAGGGACUAAAGGAAGAAGGCGCCAAUGGCACCGCUGUGCUCGGCAGCGGAGUCGAUGGCCGUGACAGUGUUGAACAGAAGUCGUAG